CUUUCAACCUGGAGACUUGUCGACUUAUGGUCUCAAUGCUGGAUAGAGAUAUGUCUGGCACCAUGGGUUUCACUGAAUUUAAAGAACUCUGGGCCGUGCUGAAUGGCUGGAGACAACACUUCAUCAGUUUUGACAGCGACAGGAGUGGAACCGUGGAGCCACAGGAGUUGCAGAAGGCGCUGACAGCAAUGGGAUUCAGGUUGAGUCCGCAGGCUGUGAAUGCAAUUGCAAAACGGUACAGCACCAACGGCAAGAUCACCUUCGAUGACUACAUCGCCUGCUGUGUCAAGCUGAGGGCCCUCACAGACAGCUUUCGAAGACGGGAUACUGGUCAGCAAGGUGUUGUGAAUUUCCCGUAUGACGACUUCAUUCAGUGCGUCAUGAGUGUGUGAACCCGGAGGAAGCGGGGUGCGCCGCGCCGCCUUCCGGCUUCCGGCCAGAGCUUGCUCCUGCCCGCGCUCACGCCUGGCCCCCGUGACAGGCGGGAACCUGCACCGCUGCUGUGCUCACCGCUGCUGAAAAGCUGUUGUGUUUAGUUUUGAUAAUAAAUUCUUUGGAACUUUACAAAUAGAA
This is a messenger RNA of Oryctolagus cuniculus (rabbit), 573 nucleotides long. The record is from RefSeq and is a predicted model, not a curated record. Lineage: Eukaryota; Metazoa; Chordata; Mammalia; Lagomorpha; Leporidae.